This is a messenger RNA of Cydia pomonella (codling moth), 5755 nucleotides long. It is a transcript of the gene Mef2, whose product is annotated as myocyte-specific enhancer factor 2. Gene Ontology annotation, biological process: cell differentiation; positive regulation of transcription by RNA polymerase II. The transcript is spliced from 10 exons. Gene Ontology annotation, molecular function: RNA polymerase II cis-regulatory region sequence-specific DNA binding; histone deacetylase binding; protein dimerization activity. The record is from RefSeq and is a predicted model, not a curated record. The coding region runs from base 447 to 1697 and encodes 416 amino acids. NCBI's taxonomy places the organism in Eukaryota, Metazoa, Arthropoda, Insecta, Lepidoptera, Tortricidae.
ACGCUCGCGCCCGUCCGCAGUCCUCCUCGCGCCUCGGUCGUGUGUCGCUCUCGGCGCCCCCCGCCCCGCCGACGUCGCCUCGCAUUCUAGUUGUGGGUGUCGCGCCGUGCAGUCAUCGCGUGUGCCACCGAACUUAGUGCGCCGUUUGUGAGUGCUUCAGUUCCCGCGCUAGUGCCUCACUGUGCCAGGACCCGCUCCCGCCGCGGAGGAUGUUAACAGCCCACGGUAUGUUCUGAUCAAAUCGACGAAGUAAUCCGGCCAAAACCGCAAGCCACUUGUUGGAUACCGCAUCAGAAAGCACCAAAGCCAUCAACAUUUAGGCGGGUUAUAACAAAUUUGGCAAAGCCAGUUGAUGACGUCACGAGCUGCAAAGCUGUUGACGUCCGCAUAGCCAGCCCGGUUCGCUCUCGCCCCGCUCCUUCACCCCCUCCAAGAUUGCUGCCACCAUGGGUCGGAAGAAAAUACAAAUAUCUCGGAUCACAGAUGAACGGAAUCGACAGGUUACCUUCAACAAGCGCAAGUUCGGAGUGAUGAAGAAGGCGUACGAGCUGAGCGUGCUCUGCGACUGCGAGAUUGCUCUCAUCAUCUUCAGCUCCAACAACAAACUCUACCAAUAUGCGAGCACGGAUAUGGAUAAGGUCCUACUAAAAUACACUGAAUACAACGAGCCCCACGAAUCGCUGACCAACCGCAACAUCAUCGAGGCACUAACGAAGAAAGAGCAUAAGAACGGAGUAAUGUCACCGGACAGUCCUGAAGUUCCCGAAUCUGAAUACAACCUGACCCCCCGGACCGAAGCCAAAUACUCGAAGAUCGACGAGGAAUUCCAGAUCAUGAUGCAAAGGAACCAGUUGAACGGAAGUCGCGUCGGCGUUGGCGUUACCGGAAGCAACUACAAUCUGCCUGUGAGCGUGCCAGUCGGGAAUUAUGAACAGUCUCUGUUGCAAGCUAGUCCUCAAAUGCAUACCUCUAUCAGUCCACGGCCAUCGUCUUCGGAAACCGAUUCAGUAUAUCCAAGCGGCGGAAUGCUCGAGAUGUCAAACGGCUACCCAGGCUCAGGGUCCCCGCUGGGGGCGGGCUGCACCCCGUCCCCGUCGCCGGGGCCCGCGCCGUCCCCCCACCGGCACCCGCACAAGCCGCACGCGCACGCGCCGCCGCCUCACCACUCGCCGCGGCAUAAUAACUUGCGUGUCGUCAUACCUAACUCGAUGCCACCGCCCCAGGAUGAUUUAUCAUACUCUAGCGAAACACCACUAAGCUAUUCAGGACUCGGAAACUUCGGACCACAGGACUUCAGCAUGAGCUCGGACAUGGGAAUCGGACUAUCGUGGGGCGCGCACCAGCUACAGACACUACAGCACAACAGGUACAUCAGCAGCUUGCCAGUGAUCGGGGGAGGGGGGACGCCGCCGCCGGCCGCGUCGCCCAGCAACGUGAAGAUCAAGGCCGAGCCCGUGUCGCCGCCCCGCGCGCCCGACCACCUGCACCGCGCCCCGCCGGCGCCCGCGCCGCAGCCCGCCCACCUCUCCGGAGUCAUUGAUGGUGUGUACUCUAAGCCUAAUAGAGGUCUUUCGUACAUUCCAGGUUCAGUAACGUCAAGUAACAUGGGCUCGCCGGGUCAGGACAUGCGGCACGUGCCGCUAGACUACGAGCAGCCCCACACCAAGCGGCCGCGGAUCGAGGGCUGGGCCACAUAGCCCGCCUACGAGGCCUUCGGGUCGUACUCGAGGCCUUUACACCCGCACUGCUAGGCCGCCGGCGCUCCCGCCGCCACCACGAGCUUCGGACCGUCCCGUGCCGUAGAUCGUGCUCAUGGUGCUUGAUUGUGCUAACCUUCCAAAAGUCUGGAUACAAGGUGCAAAAAUCAAAGUUUUUUUCAAUUUUGGCACGGUCCACAUUGUACGCGGUACGAACAAAUCUCAUAUCAAACGAAUUUUAUCAAGUUCAAAUCGUUGAGAUUUCAUAUUGUUACGAUUUCUAUAGGAAUCGAUGUGUAAAAGAUAAUUAAAUGUUCAAUCACAACCCUUAUAGUUAAUGUAAUUCAUAAUGCACGAAGCAAGUACACACAUAAUUGUUAAGAUUUGGACAGCGUUCAGAAACAUCGCGACUUGCCUAUCGUAUUAACAGUGGGUCUGAAUGUCGUAUUUUUUUUUGUACUUAUCGACCAAAGAAUUAAAGUGUAAGUCUCAGAUUUGCAUAAUUUCUUGACCGCAUGUUUCCGAACGCAGUUCAAAGUGUUGAAGCAUAGCUACAACCCUUCAAUGUUAUACCGAUCAAUGUUACAUAUAAGUACGUAUAGAUAGAUUCUAUUCCCCUGUACAUAAAUAACAUUAAAUGUGCAAUCCGUGCCAUUGUCUGUCUAGCUUAAAAUUAGUCAAUUUAAAAUCAGUGACUUUUUAAUAGGAAUCAGAAAGUAAUUGAAGAGUGGAGGAACUAAAAGCGGUACGUGGAGUUUAGUGCGCGAUAAGACAAUUAGUGUACUAGUGAGUGGAACACUAAAUCGACUGUUGACUUUUUGUGUUAGUGUUUUAAAAAGUUUUUUGUGCCAUUUUAAAAUUAUUAUAAUAGUGUGACAUCCGAACUUUGAAUCUUGUAAAUUAAGUAAGCGUAGUGUCAUCACAGACGAUAAUAAAUUGUAAAUCUACUUUAUCUAUUGAGAUAUUUAUACAUGGAAAACAUAAUGAUAUUUACAUAAUAUGUAUACACGUCCCGUUAGGAACGAAUGUUACGUAAGUAGGUAAUGUUAGCUAGAGUCGAGUAUAUAAAGGUACCACACAAAGCUUUAAAAUUUCUUAUGAAUACACUCGCACUUUUAAGCACUUGUAAUUAAACAAACACAGUAAAUAUAUGGAUAUAACACAGAUUUGUAUCACUUCUAGUGACAUACGCAUCGUAUUUUUUAAAGCUUUUAUUUUCGAACCAUAAAAGUGUUUACUUUUCUCAGGCAAGUUUUCUGAACAUAUUUAAUCAGGAUUUUAUUCUUUGUGCGGGUUUCUAAUUUUCAGACCAAAAUUUUAUCGAGUCAAUUUUAUGAACUUAUCAUAACCAUUUUAAUAUAAUUAAUAUACUGUAGUUGAUGUUUUGAUUCCACGCAAAAAGAAUUAACAAUAUUGGUUAUGAGAAUUAUGAAUACAAAACUCAGCGGGUUUCAAUAGAUUUUUAGACCAACCUACUUCAAAAUGUUGAAUAAUUCGCCGUAAAUAUGUUCGAACUAAUAUUUCGUUUUUAUAUUCAUAAUUCAUACCUACUCUUCUGUCUGGAAUUAAAAUAUUUACUAUCUACUUGUUAUGUAUAUUGACAUUGUAUUAUUGGGUAUCGUCAGUGACUAAAGGAAACAGCAAGGUUGUUGUUAGUACAUGUUUUAUUUUGUUAAUGUGAUCUGAAGUUUUUUUUAUGCUACUUAAUUUAAUUUAACAAAUUGUAGUAGUAGCUAUGAACAAAUGGAGAAGGAUAAACGGAUCUUUGAUGUUAUAGAUGCGAACACAAUUAUAAUUAAUGGAUAAUAUUAAGAUACUGGUUUCACUGAACUAAAUAUUUUGGUACAGCACUUUAUUACACAGUCCGCCCUAUUGUAGAUAGAUGUUACUAAAUGUGUCGAGUGGGUGAAAUAAUCGUUGAUCUUUGUAAUCGUCCAUAGACCCCUAGCCUAGAAUCAUCGCCACGCCUCCCCCCUCGCCUCUAACUGUCCAAGGAUCCUGCGCCUCCUCCUACCCCCUCGAAUCGUCUCACUGUAGAUGCCUUACUCACAGUGCCUAAAUGUACCACAUUUUUACCAUUUUGUACCAAAUUUGUAUAAUACGAUAGCAUUUAUGCUUCAAUAUUUUUCACAUCCUGGUAAUUGUAAGUCUUUUAAGAAAAUGUUGAAUUUUAUGACUGUAGUGUAAAGAUCGAUGUUCAUUGUAUGUAACCUCUGAUGUACAUAGAGCUCUCGGUCGCUGUUGGGCUAUCGCUAACCUAACUUAUUGACACAGUCAAACUGAUAUCGAAGACAAAGUGACGUUGUGAUUGUAACUGUAUAAAAUACUGUAAGUAAAGACCCACACUACAACAUUGAUGUUAACGAUCCUUAGAGUAAUCCUUCAAAUCACAAUAACAAAAUGUUAAUGUGUAGUUGUUAAAUUUGUACAGGGAUGUAAUCAGUUUUGAUGUUCUAAAGUCUGAACACAUAAGAAAUGUAUUUUCGCAUUGUAAAAUAAUAUACACGAUUAGUAUUUAACGAAGUAAUAUUUUAAUACCGGAGCAUAAUGAAUGUUGACCUGUAGGUAAGGACAUUCGUGUACGCCUCGUGUAAUGUUAGUGUUGUCGACGUGGUAAGAACACUGUUGCUCUCCUCUUCUGUCAGAUUCUAAAUUGUGUUGAUCGAAUUGAACUCUGGAUCGUUCGUUCCUAAUUCGUUCCUUUCUCUGAUGUUGAUGUACUUUGUUGGUUAAAAUUUGCUCAAUCAAUUGAUGGUGAAGCUAAAUUUUCAUAAAAAGUAUCUGUCUUUGUUAUCCAACCCUUGACGUAAAGGCGUUUGUGUUGUUGUAUUACCGAGUGUGUGAUUUAUACAUGUUACUGCAAAUUUUAUUGUAGUACUUAAAUAUUUGUUGCAUUCUAGCAAUUCAGAAAAAAUAGUUAUAUCACAAGUAUAUACAGAAGUCACACACUGUGGUGUUACCUAAAUACCUAUCAUAUACAUUGAUGCACUGAACAAAUUGUCCAAUAAUGAUUAUAACGUAUAUUAAAAGUAUGCAAUACAGUCCGAUGCUGACUUAGUGGUUAUAUUUGCACAAAUAGAAAUUAUUAUUUUGGUUAUCUCGAUGGGAAAGGGAUUAGUGAAGUUACUUUGUUUAUUUAAGGUAGACCAUAAAUCGUAAGGUUUGCCUGGCACGGCGCACCCUGCCAUCGAGGUAACCGACGUAAUGUUUCAAUCGAAGCUGGUAUUGGGAGCAUUAUUUCCGGGUUGUGAGGUUGCUAUCGGAAAUGCGUGCAAGAUUAAUUGUUAAUUAAAUAUUAUAUUAUAGUAUUCCUCUGAACGCACAACCUUGAUGCGCAUUAUUGUAAAUGGUUUGCUUGGUUUGUUUUGUAGUUGUACCUACUUUUAUGUAUGUUUUACUUGUAUAAUCAACUGUGUGCCAAUAGCAAAGAGCUUUCUUUUCAGUUAACAUAUAGGAUGUUCAUUGCAUUUAAAGAGAAUGUAGUCAUAAGUAUAAAGUACGUAUUCGAGAUCAGGUUCUGGUUUCGCGGCAGUAGAUAUAAUGGUCCUUAAGUUUCCGACGUCUUUGCUAUUGCUUCACAGCUAGUGACAACCCAGAUAGGAUAUAGGAAUUUAAUACAUAUCCUUAAUAAAUACUCAGUCGAUUUCACAUUAAGUCCUCCUUAACAUCAGUUGUGCAAUACAUAUGUAUCAAAAUGCUUAGGUAGGUAUUAGGUAUACUUUCGUUUGAAUUUACAAAAUAAUGCAAACUCUGUUGUAUUUUAUCGAUAUUUUUACUGAUAAUGGGAGGGUGGUCUUGAGUUUCUAGACUGCCCUCGGGGAUUUAAGUCAUAGUUGUAUAAUUAUUUUAAGAUAAGGCCGGGCCAAAUAUUGCAUUAAUUUAGGUCUUACGGCGCCUUUAUUUCUGUGUUGGGGCAGCCACCUCUGCCUUUGUAUAAAUCGUACGAUGAUAAACAACUCAGUGGAAGAAUGAGAUAUUAAUGUUUGUCGACAGUGUUAGAAAAUUGUUAUAAAUUAUUUUGAUGACUGUUUGAAGGAUAAUAAAGAGUUGGAUGUCAA